This is a messenger RNA of Amphimedon queenslandica, 1452 nucleotides long. Its product is annotated as THO complex subunit 5 homolog A-like. The coding region runs from base 526 to 1452 and encodes 308 amino acids. The transcript has 8 exons. Gene Ontology annotation, biological process: mRNA export from nucleus. Gene Ontology annotation, cellular component: THO complex part of transcription export complex. Gene Ontology annotation, molecular function: mRNA binding. The record is from RefSeq and is a predicted model, not a curated record. Lineage: Eukaryota; Metazoa; Porifera; Demospongiae; Haplosclerida; Niphatidae.
CCACCAAAAUUUCAUACAUUACAUGUGUAUAUUACUGUGUUGUUAGCCUAUCAUUCCAAGUAUAUACAAUCUGAUUAUAUUUUCUUCUCUAAACAAAAAUUAGGUCCAAUAAAAUCACCCAUCUUGCACGCAUUGCGCUUAGUGCUAUAAAACAAAUAUAGUUGGGGGUCAUUGUUAUUCGUGUUAUUUCUUGCAUUGGUGCAGGAUUCAAAAAGCGUCCCUACCCAGCGUAGGACGAGUGUCAUACUAUUCACUCUACUCCGUCAGUUGAACAGGGCCUCUAAUCUUUAUUGCAAGGAGACGAGGGACGGGACUCAAGAGAGGAAACUGAGCAUCGACGAGCUACACCUUCAACUCCAGAACCUUCAAUAUGAGGCCAAGCACCUCCAGAAGGAAAUCACCAGCUGCUAUGAGUUUAAGUCAAAACACGAUGACAUUGAUUUAAUUUCGGAAGAAGAGUUUUAUGAAAGUGCUCCAGAGUCUCUUAGCAAUCCAGAAGUGACAAAGACUGAUUCUCAUAAACUCAUGCUCGCGAGACUGGAAUGGGAAUUAAAGCAGCGAGAGCAGCUAGCCUCGCGACAGUCUUCACUGGAAGCCUCGAUAAAAUCAAAACUCGAGCAAACUCAAAAACUAGAGGAAAAACUCUCAAGACUCCGCCCGGCCCUUGAGCAGCUUAGAGUCUCUUCUUUGGCCUUGGAAGAGUUCUUUGAUACUCCUGUCAGUUGGGAAAGGGAGCAGCGUAAGCUGGCCGUCUUGCUGCCUAGGCCAUUGUACAUGCUGUUUGUUCAGAGUGAAGGAUACAGUAAAGCUGAGGAUUCUUUGCUUAAAGUCAUUGUCGACGGUAAUCUUGAAGAAGCAAAGACCUUUGACACUACCGGACAGAAAGAAGAAACACAACAAGAUGAAGAGACAGAGUCGGAACAAUCCGGAACAAAAAAAAAGAAACGACGUAAAUCAAUGAAGCCAUCGCCAGAGGAUGAGUCUAUUCCUCCCUGUAGAGUCUCCUUUCCACUCACUGUUAGUUUGAAGAUCACUACUAAAUGUGUUGGUUCUGUCACUAUUUGUUUCUAUUAUUUGCCAUUUUUCAAUGCCGUCUGCUCCUCAGUGACUUCCAUUGAUCUAGAGACAGACCAUGCUUCCUUGAAAGACAUUUUUGUCGAUAAGUCCUUCUUGUUGCAUAAUCUAUUCGAAGGCGAUUCUGGAAAAUUUUCCCCUAAUUCAGCCGUCUCUGUCCAAAUUAGAAAAUACGGCGGAACUAAUUUCUCAGCUGCAGUUAGGCAAUAUGGAUUUCCUUUUAAGGUAACAGCUAUGAUUGGUUGGUUUUUGAUGCCGGAAACUUCUAAAAGUUCUACAGAGCAUAAGUUUAUCAGAAUCAGUAUAAAACUUAGAAUUUUUUAUAACCAUUUUUUGGGAAAAAUAAGGCUGGUCUUUGUCCAAAUUUUAACUUUUUGA